AUGUCAAAAAUAAUUAAAGCAAUUUUCAUGGUGUAUGUUUUAAUUAACAAGAAUGGUAAGGUAUUAGCUGCGAAAGAUUAUUCUAAGGUGAAUUUUUGUAACCUCAACUGUAAAUUUGGUAGUGAAGAGUUCCCCAAUUCAUCUUGCGAUUGUCCUAAGUUGGAUAAAAAUAGAUGUGGGAGUGAUUAUAGGAUGAUAAAAUUCAGUGAGAAUCCCAAGCAUCCUAUAUAUAUGGUAAAAUUACAUAAUAUUUAUAGAGAUAAAUUAGCAUCGGGGGAUGAUAGAAGAGGUGGUAAUAUUGGCGCAACCGAUAUGAUGGCUCUAGAAUAUGAUCUAGGCCUUGAAUAUACUGCUUGGUGUUGGAGUCAUAAUUGUCUUGAUGAUCAUGACCAAUGCAGGAUUACUCCAGAGUUUGAUACUGCCGGCCAAAAUCAAUAUAUGUGGUUCGAUAAUCAACCUUGCGAUGAAUCGACGAUGGAAGACGCCGUGGAUAAAUGGUACGAAGAAAUCAGCAUAAACAAAAGAGGUAGAAAAUGUAUUAAAAACUUUGAUUGCGACUUACACGGCGUUGGACAUUGGACACAACUUGUUUGGGCAAGUACUACUCAUGUUGGAUGCGCUUUCUCUAAGUACUUGCACGCUAGAACCCGGACGAUUACGUGUAACAUCUUUUGCAAUUAUGGACCAGCAGGAAAUUGGCAAGGAAGCAGGGUAUACACCUUGGGUAGAUCCGCACGUGAUUGCAAACAAACUCAUCCCGAAUAUAGCAGUUUAUGUAUUGGGGAUUUACCCAUAUCAGGGAAUCAUGAGGCGGGAGCAACGAUUAUUAAAUUACAACGUUUUCUUUUCUUUGGAAUUAUCUUAAUUAUAUAUUAAACUUAACUCAAAAGUGUUAA
Messenger RNA from Onthophagus taurus, 896 nucleotides. The record is from RefSeq and is a predicted model, not a curated record. NCBI's taxonomy places the organism in Eukaryota, Metazoa, Arthropoda, Insecta, Coleoptera, Scarabaeidae.